AUGUUUGAGGGUCUUGAGGAGUAUUCUUUCAAGGUACUCGCUAGACAUCGGGGCAAUUUGAGUCAUAUUUCGUGCGAAUUUGUCAGCCAUGCCCGAGUGCACGUCAAAAUACGUCCAGUUCGAUCAGACAGUCCUCAAAUUUCUGCUAAUUUGCUCACGGAUAUUCAACAUCCCGGUGCUGCAGGAACAGUCUAUGCAGCCGUGACAGUAAAGUCCUUCGGUGAUCCCCAAAAUACGCAACUGUCUAUACUCGAACCCGAAGCAGCAGCCUUCUUCGAGCUCGUGCAAGUUGGACAGCAACGGGAAUGGUUACUUCAACUAAAGUCUCAAUUCCAAAUGCUUUCCUUAAAUUCACGAAUUAGAGUUACUCUUGAGGCUGUUGACACCGAAUUUGCUUCCAUAAGAAACAUUCCAUCGACCAGUCGGCUCUUCUUGGAUGUGGAACUUCUCCCACGGUCUGUAUUUCAAAUUCGUCUGCCUCAAGAAAUUCAAAUUUUUGUUAGUGAAAUCGCCCUUGUCAACUCCACAGUUUACGUCAUCAAUCCACACCUCGACUUUCAUACUCACAAUUCGAGCUUCCUGUUCUCUCACUCGACAAAGGAUAAUGAGUUACCUUUCAGCAUAACGGAAACGGGGGCGGUUGUUGUGACUAAGCCUAUUGAUUUGGAGGCUUUGGGCACUGACCGAGUCGAGAUAACAUUUACAGUUGCCGAUCGGAAUAACAUCCUCUUGAGCAGCAUGGUUGAUUCGAAGCUUGUAAUCAUUGUUCUUGAUUAUAAUGAGCACGACCCCGUAAUUUCCAACAGCGGUGCUGAGCGAUCAAUUCUAGAGUCUUUUCCAGUCGGAGGUGAGGUUUUGCAUAUCGAGGCUCAUGAUCCCGACUUUUCAGCCACACGACUCUCUUUUACUCUCUUUGACGAGGACAAGCUGCCAUUUAACUUUUCAACUUCAAAGGUGGGUUCAUUGCUUUUAAAGACACCUCUUGAUGCCGAAACAAUGCCAGCUGAAUUUCAUGUUAAAGUAAAAGUAUCCGACUCGGGUUUCCCUUUUCCACGGAGUGUGAUAGUUAUCUAUGUCAUACGAAUUCUUGACGUAAACGAGUUUAGCCCCGUGUUUGUGGAAAAGUCGUGUGAUGCCCGGUUGGCCGUCACGCCGCAUGGACAGGUUCAAGCCAUGGCGCCAUCGGGUCUGGAACUAGGGCGCUUCUUUGCCGAGGACCUUGAUCGAGAGGGGGGUGUCGCUGUACGAAUUCAUUUGGCGUCUACGACUCUAUCUAAACCUUGUUUUAAAAUCGAUUACGAUACUGGGCGGCUGGUUCUUAUUUGCUCGAACGUUGGUCUUCCAGAAAGCACUGUGAGUGUCUACCUCGAAGCUACCGACGGAAGUCGCAAGUCCGAACAACUUUUUGAGUUAAAAAUCAGCCUGGAGAAGGCAGGUUAUGGGCGCGUUUAUUCCAAGUCCUGUCAACCUUCAGGUAUCUACGAAAAGGUGCAGGAGCAAAAGCGGAAGCGAACUAAUUAUGAGUAUCUUCUGACUGACUUGACAAGCAUUGAUAGCUUCUUCAAAAAACAUAAUGAAAUUGCUACACCAAUUUUAAGCAUUCCAUCUGUUAUAAGAAUUCCCGAAAACCUGCCAAUCGGGACACAAGUUCUUAACUUUGCCGCGAAAUUCAUCGAUCCUUUUAAAGGAAAUAAGAUUUCCCAAUUAAUCUAUGGUAUUGAAAGUCUGGAAACGUUACUGGCUACCAACACUACGAUGGUGCCUCCCUAUCAGGCAUUUCGUUUGCGCGGAAUAUCAACAUCUGAUGUAUCCGUUGACAAGGAGAUGGUUCUUGAGGUUGCGGCGCCCAUUGAUCGUGAGACAUUUUCGGCAUUCCUGUACUCCAUUCGUGUUUGCGUCCUGCAAGAUUCUCUUGGACCCUGUGCAUCCAGCUCUACCUCCAUCCUUGUUGAGGACUUGCUUGAUGUACCCCCGCGUUUUGUUAUCGACGAGACAAAGACAAGUGCACAUACCUUCUCCGUCUCCGAAAACGAAGCCGAAGGCUCAGUUAUCGGCCAAGUGAUUGCUGUAGAUGGUGAUGUGGAAAGCAAGUUGCGUUUCUCUCUGGGGAAUUUUAAGGACUACUUUAAGAUUCAUCAGCGGACGGGCCAUAUCAGUCUAAAACAAGGACUCGAUCGUGAGCUACUUGAGUCCUAUCUGGUGGCGGUGAGAGUCACUGACAUUCUGGAUCCUCCACCACUCAGCUCACCGUCUGAACUCAACGCCAUGGCAUUGAAUGCAACUCCUGAUUGGGCUCUAGAUCGAACUGCGACUACCUACAUCCGAGUCAACGUCCUCGACACAAACGACAACAGUCCUGUAUUUAUAGACACCUACGGUGAUCUUGUUAUACCCUCCGAUCUCCCCAGGGGCGCCUAUGUAACAACCCUACGGGCGAGGGAUGCCGAUGACGGUAACAAUGCACUUCUACAGUACAGCCUCUUCGGAUCUGAGGCCGACAAGUUGUGCUUCGACUGCAAUCUCGCUACUGGGGUGGUUCGCAUUUCCCCUGAGUGUAAGGCGCUACAGCCCGGACGCACCUACUCGCUGACUGCUUGGGUUCGCGAUCUUGGCACACCUGAGCCUAGACAGACCAGUACUGAGUUCAAGGUAACCAUUCUGGGCUUGAGAGUGAAUGCCUACCCUCCGAGAUUCGAUGCUCCCAGCGGACUCUACCAGGGAAGACUGCGUGAAGGCGCCCCCAUAGGAAGUCAAGUAAUUCAAAUUGACUGCGAUAAACCUCUGCGUAUUGGUGCCUUCGAUCCCGAUGGCUUGCCCGUAGUCUACACGACUGUUGGUGGUAGUGGACUAGGAACAUUCACUGUAACUCCUGACGGUUUUAUUGUUUCAACUCGAGAACUGGACGCAGAAAGUACUCCCUUCUAUGUUGGCUAUUGGUUGGAGCUUUACGCUGAAGAAGACCAGUCAUUAAGCUGGGCUGUUGUCGCCACGGAUGGGACUCCAACCAGACACGCGGUUGCCGAAGUUUUUAUACAGAUAGAUGAUGAGAAUGACAACUGGCCUAUGCCAGACGCACCGGAGUACCGAUUCCACGUGACCGAGGGCACUCCACCCCACACAAUAGUUGCUACGGUGACCGGGGAAGACAAGGAUGCCACGGGACAUCAGCUUCAUCACGCCAUUAUUAGCGGAGACCCUGAUGGUCACUUCAUUAUCAAUCCAUCCACGGGACAAAUUGCCACAUCCCUACGUCCAAUAGACCGCGAAUCUUCCUUCCUAGACGCCCAGGGCCAGCCCGCCGACGAGGUCAAUCUGGUCAUCACCCUCACUGAUAAUGGAUACCCCAGGAGGUCCACACAAGUGCAUGCCACCGUGGUGAUAGAUGACCUUAACGACAACAGUCCGCAGUUUCUCUUCACUGGCGUUGACUGUGCCCAGGAGGAAGCAAGAGGCGGUGGUGGGCAAGAGGUCGAAUGCUACCACUUCUUCUAUCGCCUUGGUGGUGGAGACGUCUGUCUCGAAUCAGGCAUCCGAUGUGUCGAGAAUGCUGAGGCGGUGGAAGGACGAGAGGCGAAGUGGUACGAGGAGGCUCGAAUAGCAAAGGGAUGUGGUAGCAGUGAUGGUGAGAGUUCCGAGUGCUUUGGUCGCGUCUUCGCAGUGGAUCUGGACCGCGGCGCCAACGGCAGCGUUGCCUACGAGAUGGUGCAGCCCAACACAUACUUCUCUGUUAACUCAAUCACAGGACAAGUCUGCUUAACUGGCGUCCCUCUUAUGCACCCCUCUGAGCAUGUCAUUUGGGUGACGGCACGAGAUCACGGUUCUCCUCCACGCUUCACUGCCCAUCCAACAGCAGUCUACGUCUCCUUUCUGCCACCAAUCUCAGAGUCAGCGCUCUCAGGGGAUGAUGGCAUUCACUUCCUCUCAGCCCCACCUCUCAAUUUGACUGUCAGUCCACGAACUCCCCCUGGUACCGUGCUCUACCAGAUUGAAUUGGCCUCUGGAGCUUCAUCUAAAGUCAACUGGACUUUUAGUCUUGUUGAUCUUUCUUCCCCAACACCCUUUGCCAUUGCGACUCUGUUGAGUCACAAGGCGGUCGUCUUCCUCCAGCGGUGGCCGAACACCACUCUUGUCGGAUCUUUUCAUGAAGUAGAUGUCGUUGUCUCCUUUGGGAGCCUGAUUACUACUCGAAAAACGAACAUCUUGAUCGAGCCAUCAGUGCGACAGCCACCGGUUUUCCACACUUCUGCGAUAACUACCGGCAAGCAGGUGGCUCUGAACGUAACGGACUUUCGACUGGAGGAGGAGGCGGGGGAGAGUGGCGCAAGUGGGGUCGCAAUACACCUCGCUGUUGCAGAAUCCAUCCUAGUCGGCAGUGUGAUUUGCAGUCUCACUGAGCCCAACCGUAACCUCUUCGAGUUUGCCGUCGUGGGCGCUGGUGACAAUGACAGUCUUUCACACUUUCACCUGUCAAAGCAUAGUGGAGAACUGACAAUCACCCGUUCUCUGGACUACGAAUCCCAUCAGGAACACCAUUUCCUGAUCGGCCUCUUCCACCCUGGCGAGGUGGGCUCUCGAGGAAGUCACAUUAGUCUGGUGGUGCACGUGAUUGAUGUAAACGAGUUUGCACCGCUCUUCUAUCCACGGGGCCACCUGAUGGCCACCUUGGACACUCCGGUAGGGAGCACUGUGGGGAGGAUCUCUGCCUUUGAUCCGGAUUUCCGUGGAGACGCAAGAACGGGAAUCUCUUACUCGAUUAUUUCGGUCGGAGGCGCGGAAUUCUUCUCUGUCGACCCUGAAUCCGGAGCUCUUCUUCUGGCCAAACCUUUGUGGCCCACACAAUCCGCCUUGUCUUCCUUUGUUCAGUGGCCUCCAACGUACAAGCUGAAAGUAGCAGCCAAAGAUCGUGGCGAUCGUGUCAAUCACACUAUCGUAACAAUCUCGCUGAACGUCGGUCCUGGUGCUUUCUCCACACCACUUCCACGCUUCCGUCAGGCGACUUUUAUCACCAAGGUGACCGAAAAUACCCCUGCAGGUUACAUCGUCACCGUUCUACGGGACUUUCUCGAGACACACCCCCUCGUCCCAAUUGCUUUCCAACUGCUGAACUGUAACGACAAGUUCGCGGUCUCCACCACCUCCGGCAUUCUUGCAACUUUAGCCUCCCUUGAUCGAGAAGCGCAGGAUCUCUAUCGUCUCCAAGUGCAGGUCUCUAGUCUGGAUGGACUGCCAGCUAAACUUCCACACACUGCUGAAAUCGAAGUUCACGUUCUGGAUGUUAAUGAUAACAGUCCACGCUUGAAGUUGCUUUGGAUGACUGGAGUGAUAAUGGAGAACGCGUCAGCCAACAGUCCGGUUGUUGACACAGUAAGUGGGCAGCCACUGGCGCUGCGCCCGGUCGAUCCAGAUGCAGGGUCGGCAGGCGAGGUGAGCUUCCGCUUUGUGGGGCCUGGAGCCGAGAGCCACGCAGAACUCUUCGCUAUCGACUCCGCCAGCGGCACCCUCUACCAGCGCCUUGGUGGAUACGAGUCAAGGGCGGCAAUGAGGCGCCACGCCCUUCUCACCCUCGAAGUGGCGGACCGCGGCAUGCCCCAUGCUCGCACCGCCGACGCGCUAGUGCGUGUGCACGUCCGCCUAGACGACGACACAAAUGACUCACCGCCCUACUUCCCAUCCUCCGCAAAUCCACUCAUCGCCAGCGUUGCCCUACCAACAUACGAGGGCGCCGAGAUCGCACGAUUUACUGCCCUUGACCCUGAUAUCAAUGACUCCGUUACGUACUACAUCGGUGAGGGUGAGAGCAGUGGUUACUUCUCGAUCGACCCCUAUACGGGCAUCCUGCGAGUCUCUUCCCAGUUGGCCACACCAACCGCCGUCAUUCAGCACCAGUUUCUCUUGCGAAUCGAGGCCAGAGACAGCGACUCACUGCACACGGCGACUCACAAUGUCUCCGUGUUCAUCCACUCUCCGGACCUCUCCAAACAGCGACUCGUUAUCGAACCCGCCGGUGGACUCAACGUAACUCUAGUCGAACACUUCUCUGACAAUGGCAUUCCACGAUUCCUAGGCCAACUCCAUGUGCACAACGCCCUUCCAAACGAGAUUUUUAGUUUCGAACUCGCUAAUGCAUCAAUACGCGCAUUUUCCAUCGACCAAUUCAGCGGAGCCCUCUAUGCCACGGGUGAUACCUCGGCCAGCGCGGAGCUGGAUCGCGAGACUAGUCAGGUGGUGCGUCUCCGGGUGCUUGUACGAGAUCGCGUCGUCACAUCGUCGGGCCUAAGGCAGCUUCGCUACGGCGAGGGGCUCGUGAACGUCCACCUGGAGGACAUCAACGAUCACGUACCUGUCUUUGUCGGACUGCCAUACCACGCCACCUUCUGUGUAAAGGAGCAUUUUCAAUCACCGGAACAGUCCAAACUUUCUGAACUGGCACCUUCUCACACUCUCUCCCAACUCCACCAGGCUUGUCAAUCAAACUACUUCAAGGUGGAGGCGAGCGAUCCUGACUUGGGUCGGAAUGGAGCGGUAUCCUACCAGAUAGUGAGCACACAGCCUCAUGCGGAGCCGCCACUGUUCUCGAUCGAUCCCAUGUCAGGUCGAAUGUCACUCAUUCGCGCUGUUCCGGCAGACUGGGCGGGUCGACAGCUGGUAGCGCGGGUGCGUGCCACUGACGGAGGGCAACGCUCCGCGGACGCUGAGGUGAUGGUGCAGCUGGCCGCCCGCCUUGGACCGCGCUUCACAAGCACGCACUACGCCGCCGUCGUGGCAGAAAGCGCACCCCCCGGUGAGUCGGUGACUAGCGUGGUGGCGAUCAGCGCCUCUGCCACCACCCUCAUCUAUCGCAUCGUCUCUCUCAGCCUUGACCACACCGAAUCCAACGUUCAGGAUAACCCUUUCUUUCUGGACUACAAAACAGGCGUUAUACGAGUUUGUGCUCCUCUUGACUAUGAGAAGGCGAAUCACUACAAUCUCCUCAUCCAAGCCCUUGAUACGACAACCGGCAACACUGCUCACGUCAGUGUCUAUAUCGACAUCAUCGAUGUAAAUGAUGAGCGCCCAGUAUUUUCGGCGCCUCUUUACAAGGCCGUGGUCUCCGAGGCGGCGAAAAUAGGUGACGUUAUACCUCUCUAUCCCCCUGAACUGGCAAGCGACGCAGAUUCAGGAUUAAAUGGUCAGAUUCGAUAUUACCUCCAACUUCUAACCGAUGACGAGAUCAAGAUCGGGCAAAACACUUUAGUCCCGGAUCUAGAAAUCGAUCCAAUCAGCGGUGUUGUUCGACUGUCGGGGAAAUUGGAUUAUGAACAACAGCCAUCGUUAACGUUUUGGAUCGUUGCUGUGGACGGGGGAUCACCUCCUCUCUUCGGCAGAUCUAUCGUUGAGCUCUCCAUCCUCGACGCCAACGACAACACACCGAGAUUCGAUGCUGAGUCGAACAGCGAGAAUGGGGCUGGAGAUGGGGCCGAUUCUGGUGCCGCAUGUCACCGCGAUGCAACAGUCGUAAUUGAUGCGCCUACGGACGCCUUCGUGCUGCGCCUCACUGCAUCUGACUCCGAUGUCAACGAUAGUCUAGUUUACCGUCUGCUGCCCUCUGAUAUCGACAUCUUCCGCCUCAAUGCCACCAGCGGCGUCGUCCAUUGGCGCCCUCCGCUCACUUCCUCUGCGGAGGCGCGCCUUACCGCAGCCCUCCUCGCCCACGAGGGCGGCAGCACUUCUCGUCUCUCCUUCGAGAUUGAAGUGUCGGACGGACUUCACAGCGCAACGUGUUGGGUAGAGGUGGAGGUGAUACCGAGUAACCGGCACGCCCCUCGCUUCCCUGUGACGGUGCAGACUGUGCUAGUCCCGGAGGACGCGCAGGUGGGCAGUCGCAUUGCUCUCCUCGCCACUGCCCUCGAUGCCGAUGUUGGGAGUUUCAGUCAUCUCUCCUACCACUUCCUCGCCCGUCUUCCUCAUAUCCCUUUCAGCCUGGAUUCCACGACAGGCGAGGUGACUCUCUCUAUGCCCCUUGAUCGGGAGGAGACCGAGCGCUACUCACUCACAGUUGUUGCUUCAGACUCGGGUGGCCUGUCUGAUUUUAUGCAGCUUGAGGUCACUGUGGCUGAUAUCAACGACAACGCGCCGGUGAUUGAGCAGACUAGAUACGAGGUAACUCUUUCACCAAGUGAAUAUACCGAUGACACCUUGCACCUUGCUUCUGCCAACCGAAUUCACCCGAGAGGUCUGCGUCUGCCCGUGCACAUCCGUGCCCACGAUGCGGACAGCAGUGGUGGUAACGCACGCGUAGUUUACCGUUUGCUGCCGUCUUUGUCGCAUCAUGUUGCAUCCGCCGCUACCGACGCCCUCCCCUUCGUUGUGGAUGCACAGAGCGGUGAGGUCCAUCUGACGCGGCCGCUACCGCCUUCUAGCCAGGAUUUCGAAUUCUUCGUGGAUGCCUGCGAUCAGCCUGAGGAGGGCCGGCCUCUCUGCUCCGAACCCGUCGGCGUAACCAUUCAUCUCACGCUCCAGAAACUCCCCUGGCGACUGAAUCUCUCCUGUAGCUCGAUUCCUAUUGCUGAAAUUGGUUACGAUCCGAACGAGCCCAUUGCUGGCUGCAAAAUAAACUCUGAAGCAGAGAGACAGGGUGGGACCUGGUCGUUAUUGGGCACCACCGCCUCCCUGAGCGCCUUCGCAAUCGAUGGAGCUACAGGCGCAAUCCGCGCAACACGCGAUCUCGACUACGAAGCGCAGCCCUCACAUGAUAUUCUCGUGCAGUAUCGUAUUGCUCCUACCGACCACGGCCUUUCGGUGCCUGUGGUUGCCGUUACUCGCGUCACCAUAAAAGUCGAGGACGUGAAUGACUGCACGCCUAGUUUCCAGACGGAUUCAGAAUCACGGAUUAGUAUACCGGAAAACCUCCCUUCAGGGCGUCGCAUUUACCAAAUGCUCGCUCACGAUUGCGACGCCGCGGAUGAAGGUCUUCUUUCCUACUCACUUCGGCGAAAAUCUGAUUUCGUUUCAGACUUCUCUUCGCUUCCAUUCUUAAUUGAUUCUAGUGGCUGGAUAACAGUAGCGGGACCGAUUGAUGGGGAAACCGUGGCAUCGUACGAACUUGCGGUCACAGUUGUGGAUACAUCACGUCACACAUCGGUUGCCUACCUCACCGUUGAUGUGAUAGAUCUAAACGACACUCCACCAGAAUGGAAGCUCAUAGAAAAUUCCACUGAUGAUCCACCGUCUGUUGAAAUACAUGUUCCAGAAAAUUAUCUUCCAACUGAUCCAAUUUUUACCUUCUCAAUUGUGGAUAAGGAUACUAGCUCUAAUGAUGCUCUUUUGAAAUUUUAUCAAAUCGGGGAAUCAGUACAAGAGUUCACCAUUUCAUCCAGCGGUAAUGUCUAUAUUCGCAGGCCGCUGGAUGCUGAGUCGACGCAAACUCACAUAUUGCAAGUGAAGGCAUUUGAUGGAUUACAUGAAACCUCUCAUCCCUUCACACUAAUAAUCCAUGUGGAUGACGUAAAUGAUAAUUCGCCCAUCUGCCAUAACCCUGAUCGUGUGGUGGACGUGCCGGAGUCGGCAUCGAACGGAACAGUGCUCUUUCGCCUCAGCGCAACAGAUGCAGACGUGCUGGAAGAGCACUCUUCCCUCAAUUACCGCUUGGUUGAGGAUCAGACUAACGUGGACACCUUCAGGGUGGACAAUAAGACCGGCGAUGUUACGCUUGCCUGGGAGCUGGACUACGAGGUGAGGAAGUCCUACUUCUUCCGGGUCGAGGCUAGAGAUAGAGGUGACCACUUCUGUCAUUACAACCUCCAAGUCCACGUAUUGGAUGUCAAUGACAACCCACCUGUCUUCGACCACCCCGUUGAGAUCGCCUCUGUCCCUGAGAAUGCGCCUAUCGGUAGUUUGGUUGGUAAAGUCCACGCCACCGAUGUCGAUUCUGUGGACGCGAACGGGCUGGAAUACAGUAUAUUGUGGCCCCGAAACAGGAGUUUUUCGGUGGAUAGACACUCGGGUCUGCUUCGUGUGGUUCAGCUGCUGGACCGAGAGAGUCUUGCAGUGCAUCGUUUUGUCGUCCUCGUGACAGACGGAGGAGGAUUGUCGCGCGUCCACUCGACCACAACAAGUGUGGAGGUGCGUUUGGUGGAUGUAAAUGACAAUCCACCCCGCUUCCUCGAGCCUCGGCCCACUGCCAGCAUCUCCGAAGUCAGUCCUACAGGCACCCUUAUCAUGCGUCUUACUGCCGUCUCCCUUGACGAGGGAGACAACGCUAUCGUACACUACCGUCUUCUUGAGACCGACACUCCUGAAUUCUCUCUCAACGCCACCACCGGUGAGCUCUAUUUGACAAAUUCUCUGGACUACGAACAUACACCACGCUACUUCUUGACAAUCGAGGCGAGGGACGGAGGCACGCCGCCACUCAGUGCCACAACCGUCGCGACCAUCAAUGUAAUUGACGUCAAUGACAAUCCACCUUACUUCAUUGGACAGGAUGCGUUGCCAACGUCGGUUAAUGAUAUCGUUACCUCUACGCAGGAGCCCGAUAUUGGCGUCUUUUCCUUUGAGGUCUAUGAAAAUAGCCCCGUCGGAACGCAGAUUGGCCGUAUAACGGCAAGUGACCCUGACUCGGGUGAGAACGGUCGUCUCUCAUUCGCUCUAUGCGAACCGACGCGGCCGCCCGAGACGGUGGUAUCGCCGAGAUUACGGCAUGUCGGCGCCGGCCUCGUCUCAGCUGCUGCACCCAAGUUGGCGGUCGGGCGCCUCUUCGAGGUGGGCGAAGCGAGAGGUGAGAUUUUUCUGCUCUUCAGCCCUGACCGCGAAGAAGCCUCUCUCUACGGUUUCUCUGUUUGUGUCUCCGACCACGGUCAGCCCACCCUCUCGGCUGUCACCCGCGUUAGUGUCUCCAUCCGUGACACCAACGACUGCCAACCUCAAUUCGAACGCGCCAAUUAUGAAUUCUAUGUCCGAGUGGAUCGCAAUGGAAAUGUUGUAUCAACUAGUCAAUCAGAGAGUCUGGACAAUGCGUCGCAUGUAGAAGGCUCAGAAAUUCUUUUGGGGCACAUGGCAGUGCGGGACUGGGAUGCGGCUCCGAACGCGGGCCCAUUCAGGUGCAAACUCACGGGCCUCGUCGCUUCGCCUUCGAUUGCCUGGGACAUCUCCAUGCCCCCCUUCUCAGUGCGCGCCCACUCCGUCCUCCCCACCAAUACCGCUGUCUCCACCCACCUCGUUGACUCCUCCUUCUUCCGGGGCCUCGAAACUAACCAGACGGGCUUUUGCUCUCUCUAUGCCGCCUCAACACUCCCAUUGGGAAGUAAAAGUGUGGUAGUCCGUGCCCACGACAAUGGAAUGACCGUGCUUCACUCGUCAGUGACAAUCACAGUUCACGUCUCUCGUCAGUCCAACCUUCCUCCUGAGAUCGUCAGUUCAAACACAACUCUUGUGGUUUUCCGGGACAGCUCUGGGGCCUCUGCUUUUUCCUUGAAAAGUCGCUUCGACCUUGACAACUCCAUGAUAGCUACGAAGUUGCCGAAGGCGCAGGAUCCUCCGCUGAUGCGGGUGGUCGUUCGCGAUCGUACUGCUUAUGAUCAGCUCUUCUUUGAACUCCUCACCGAACCCUCGACUGCUCAAUUUGUCAUAGACCAGUACGAUGGAAGUAUCCAUGUAAAAUCCACCACAUCAAGAACGAUCAAAUCCACUGUCCCCUCCGCACCUCAGAAAGAUCCGUCACUUGUAUGGCUGGAACCUGUGCUGCCGAAACUACCGCUCAUGGCUCAACUCAACUCUGGCGAAUAUCGUCUUCGAGUCAGAGUUACAAAUGGCUCAUUAAGUUCCAAUAAUACCAUGUUCCUGAAGGUUAUAACUGUGACGGAAGAGAUGUUAGAGUCCGCCUGUGUGCUCCAUGUUGCCGACCUCUCACCAAACGAGUUGUUUCUCCUUCACCUUGGCGAGGCGAUCCAGCAGGAGUUGGCCCGGACGCUUCUCAGUUUCUCUGUCACUGGUGGUGUCGACCUAUCCGACAACGUUUUCAUUAUCUCCGCCCGGUCCUCUACUGCCUUUCUGCACAGGGAAAGAAGGAGUAUUGGUGGCGGAGCGGAUCUUCUGAUAGCUGUCUACGAUCCUCGCGAGAGGCGGUUCAUCGAGUCCAACCGUUUGGUUCACCAGAUCCAUGGCUUGCAGGGAAACCUCUCCAGAGCUAUUGGCCACCGAAUCCAUGCCUACAACAGUCUCUGUGCACAAAAGAAAUGCGACUCGGGAAGUUGCGCGACGCGGGUGGUACUGGAGGCGCAGACGGAGGGGCUGAGUGUAUUGGAGGUGCACGGCGCGAGUCGGGUGAGUCCGCGUUUCUCGCUAGUGGCGCGGUGCCGGUGCACGACUGAUUUCGGAGGCUCAUACUGUGAGCGUCCACGCAACGUUUGCGCCACUACUGUGUGCUCCGCGCCGCGCAUCUGUGUGCCCUCGCCUCGCUCGCCACGCACCCAUUAUGCCUGUCUCUGCCCCCUCCCCUGGACCGGUUCCAACUGCGACCGCCUUCUCCGACUGCCCCCCGACUCCUCUGAGGCCUGCUUCUCUGAAGCCUGCUUCCUCCAGAGAGAGAAAGGGCCACUACAGUUCACGGGAGGGAGUUUUGCCCACUGGCAAGUAGGGAAUCCGAACGAGCACAGAAUCGAAAUCGUGUUCUCCAUCCGCACCCGCCAGCAUAGUGGGCCGCUCUUUUCCGUUGGCUGGAGUGCUCUGCGCGCUCUACGCAUUCACUUAGUCAAUAACGGCAACUUGGCCGUCUCGCUGGUCGACUUUGCCAAAGGAAUGUCCACAAGCGAUUGGCUCAUCUCCAGUCACCUGGAGCUGAGUGACGGUCAGUGGCACCGCGUGCGGUUCGUCCUCUUUGCCAGUAUCAUCGAUUCAUCCGACCUUAGAUGGUGGGUCCAGCUAACGAUUGACGGCAUACAUGUUCAUUCUAAAGUUAUUGAUUGGGUUCCUGGUGACACGAAAAGACAGGACAUCCUGCUCGGUGCCGAAUUGGUCCACGGAUUCCGGCCCCUUGCUGAGGUCUUUUAUCCAAAGGAAUGGGUAGCAACACUAUCUAAGGAAACUCAGGAUCCCGAAUGGCCACAAUUUAAUUACUCUGCUCCUCCUCCCAUUUUGCGCUCCGGAUUUGUGGGUUGUAUAAGGGACAUUCUCAUCAAUCGCGUUAAGCCACCCUACCAAGCAGGCUUUACUUCCCAGCAGGCGGUACUCUCAGCACUGCAGAAUCACAAGUUGUCCAUAGGUGCUUCCGGGGAAGAGAACCAGGAAGUCACUGGCCUGCCAGUGCUGCAGGUGAUUCGAAUCCACAACCUGGAGUACUAUUGCUCGGCACAGGCGACGUACGAGAGUUCCUGCGCCUAUGCGCCCUGUCUUAACGGAGGUGUGUGUGUCUCGAGGCGUACCCUUGCCUUCUCUCAACUCGGUAGAGGCCCCGCGGCUGUCCACUCCACUGACUUCAACUGCUCUUGCCAGCCUGGCUUCGUGGGCUCCCUUUGUGAGAAGGUCGCUGACCCCUGCCUUCUCCAACCUUGUCUCAACGGUGCCAAGUUCGUCCUGAUUUCUCUUGUGGUGCUGUCUUCAACAUUACUAAUUAAUGUGUUAGAAUGUUAG
This is a messenger RNA of Echinococcus granulosus, 13605 nucleotides long. Its product is annotated as Protocadherin Fat. Gene Ontology annotation, biological process: homophilic cell-cell adhesion. The transcript has 40 exons. The record is from RefSeq and is a predicted model, not a curated record. NCBI's taxonomy places the organism in Eukaryota, Metazoa, Platyhelminthes, Cestoda, Cyclophyllidea, Taeniidae. Gene Ontology annotation, cellular component: plasma membrane. The coding region runs from base 1 to 13605 and encodes 4534 amino acids. Gene Ontology annotation, molecular function: calcium ion binding.